CACCGUUUGCUCACAGGAUAAAGCCGACUGAAUCGCUUCGAGCUCUUGAACCCCUUUUUCCGGAAAUCGUAUGUCAUUUUAGCGCGCGAAAAAGUUUUGUGUCUAAAUCACUCCCUUUGCGAUUCGCGAUAUUUUAUAAAUUUGAGCAGAAUGAUGGGUUUUCAAAUAUUUUGUGUUAUUAUGGGUAUUCUCCGGUGUUUUGGAUAUGAGAUGACAAGAGAUCGUGGUAAAGGUUCCAGUUGUGAUAUAGUAAUAAACAGUGAUACUAGCAAAAAUGGUACAAUAAUGAGUCCAAUGUACCCGUCACCGUACCCAUCGAAAACGACGUGCCGCUAUGAAUUUCAAGGAAGGGGAAAAGAAAGAGUCCAAGUUGCUUUUAACGAUUUCAAUUUGUAUCAUUUACAAGAUAAUGUCAAAGAUUGCGAGCAACAAGACUCUCUUAACGCAUUCGUUCACAUCGACGGACGCAUGGAAAAAAUUGAUUCAUUUUGCGGAUCAUCUUUACCAAAACCUGUAAUGUCAAAUGGCCCUCGAUUAAAAUUGGAAUUUCAGAGUUUGUACGCUUCUCGAUACUCUAGAGGGUUUAACGCUACUUAUAGUUUUACUGAAAAAUUUGGGAUCAAGACAGGUUCUCAGAUCCCCGACUACCCGUGUGCCUUCGUACUAAACAGCAAUGACUCCAAGACUGGCUAUUUUCACAGCCCGAACUUUCCUGGCUUUUAUCCUAGGGACACUGAAUGUCAUUACUUUUUUCAUGGAAAUUCCAAUGAAAAAGUUCAUCUGCAUUUCAAUUACUUCGACGUUGAAGGAGUUUUGCCAUGUGAAGCAAUUUCUGCCAGCGACUACGUGGAAUUCUCAAAUUUCAUGGCCAGGGAUAGGAAGUACCAAAGACAUUGUGGUCAGCUCAAAGAAUUUGAUAUUGAAUCAGAUAGGAAGUUCUUUCGAGUGACCUUUAGAUCGAAUGACAGGUUGGAUGGUACCGGAUUCAACGCCACGUAUCACUUUUUGAAUGAGGUAGAAGUUUUUUCCACGUUGACAACGACAAGUGGAGCUGGAAAACUUCUAGGAAAACUUCUACCAGCAGUCCUCUUGCACAUGAAUCUACUUCUAAAUUUGUCGCAGUAAUUUGCACCCUAGAUUUGCAAAAAUCAUUAUUUAGAAGACUAUUCGGAUGAUCUCUUAUAUUUAUAGUUAGAACACUUUUAUGGACACUACGACUGUUUUUGAUUUUUUUGUUGAAAUGAAGACAGUAUCGGCGAUAGGAUAGAUUAGCAUUUGUUAGAUAAGGAUAUAAAAUAUAAAAACGAUUUUCUAACAAAAUUAAUGAUUAGGGUUUUUUUUAAUAAUACAUCAUUAAAUGUUAUUACUUCUUACGAUUAUUAUUAUCGUUACUGCUAAAUGUAAAUAAAUUUUAAACCAAACACAGUGUACACAUAUCUUCGUCUUAUAAUUAGGAUCAGCGGUCAAUGUUUUGGUAAUAUACAUUAUAUUUGUUAAUAGUUUUGAAAUAAUUGUUGAUCUUUAAUAAAAAAUUAAUUAUGUAUAUGAUUUAAUAGUUAUUUACCUAACAAGUGCGGAAAGUUAUACUUUUCCGCAAGCAACGGCGUUUGCACGAACGACGUGCAAGCCGUAAGUGCGGAAAAGAUACUUUACGCUCGUGUUAGGUACAACAUUUUUCCUACGAGCGUGCGGAAAUUGACACAUUGUUUUUUUGUUUGUUUUUGGCUCUACUGAGAAAAGAAAUGGUCAAAAAUGUUUUUCAAUUAAGUUUAUUAACGCAAUAAUUUUAACAACAGAACAUUAACAAUUAUUUUUAUUUAUUAUAUUUUUAUAUCGAAUUAACGAUUUAUGUUAUACAACUCAUUAAAUAGGUCGAUAUUGGUCAGUACAAAAACCGAAUAGCUUUCUUGAAGAGGAAAAACGGUCGAGAAAUUUCAAAAAGAUCUAAAUUCUUUGAGAAGCAUGAUAUAAAGAGAAAAAUUGAAAAAAAAAAAUAAUAAAAAAUCAGUGCGUGAAAAACUUUUCUCGGGCACAGCGUGCGUGAAAAACGUUUUUCGCGCACGCCGUGCAAUGAAUUUUUUUUCACGCACGCAGUGCGGAAAAGUGUUACUUUCCGCACGCAAAUCAGUGCGUGAAAACUCGUUUUCCGCACGCUCGUAGGAAAAGAUAAUUUAUUUGAUUCUAAAAAUUAGUAUUAUAUUGAACAAUUUUAAUUUGGUCAAAAAUAAACUGUAUAAGUGCAAGAUGAGUUAAUAGUAUAUUAAGCACCAAGUUUAGUAAAGUAAGGUUUUACCAAUUGAGUGUGGCCAGUUUUGUGUACGAGGAAGGGAUGCGAGCGAGUGCUCUAAAGCCCUGGUAAAACCCUUUGCUAACGCGUCGUUGCUUACACUAUUUUAUCGCAUUUUGUCUACAAAUCGUUAAAAAAAAAUCACUUUUGACAUGACUUAAAAUAAUUUUUGAAAUGACAUUCACAACAGACGGUGGCCAACUUAAGGUUAGUCUUUUUUGUCGGUUACCUAGAAAUCUCUAAAAAUUAUAAGGGAAACGAUCAAAAAGAACUGGUAAUGGUUGCUAUGUGGUAAAGUGUUACUAUCUUGGUAAAAUGGCACUUUACCAAUCAAUUUUGAAUGCAGUUAUAUAUCACAUUACUAUAAAAAAUGCGAUACAGUUAUUAACGUUAUAUAGGUUUAUAAAGAGCAAAUAGCGGCCGGGCUGGAGUUCGUGUCAUAAUCAGGCAAGGCUGUUAUUUGCAGUUAUCGGCCGUGUUCCGUUCUAGAUUUUUCGCCAUACUGCAGACCUUGCAAUCUGAUAUAAAAACAAAAACCUUCCGGCCGGCGGUCGUUAAAAUAUACCUUUCGAUUUCAAUUUAGCUCAUGUUAUAGUAAGAUAAAAGUGCAGUAUGAAGAAAACGGAAUAACAUGUCUGAAUUUGUCUCACCUUGAGUUGGGUAAUGUCAGUUAUUCAUCUGUUCAAUAAUUAUUAGAGAGUUUCUUCAUUAUGAACAUGAAGUAAAAAUAAAAUUAUGUAGACUGUGAAAGAAGGACCCUUUGUAAAUUAAUAAUAUAUUGC
Ceutorhynchus assimilis (cabbage seed weevil) is the source of this 3069-nucleotide messenger RNA. NCBI's taxonomy places the organism in Eukaryota, Metazoa, Arthropoda, Insecta, Coleoptera, Curculionidae. The record is from the annotation of a GenBank genome assembly.